This is a messenger RNA of Cylicostephanus goldi, 162 nucleotides long. The record is from the annotation of a GenBank genome assembly. Lineage: Eukaryota; Metazoa; Nematoda; Chromadorea; Rhabditida; Strongylidae.
AUGGGAUUGCCCACGUCGGCGUACGCCACCGGAGCGAUGUCGACGAAAUCAUAUAAUGGUAACACUUCCGAACAUUCGGCUGAUCCUUCAUCGUCGAGUUCACCUGGUGUAGCACCAAAUAUGAAUAUUCUGCUCACGAUUCGACUGCUCAUGCAAGGAAAA